Grosmannia clavigera kw1407 is the source of this 1143-nucleotide messenger RNA. Its product is annotated as actin-related protein. The transcript is spliced from 2 exons. NCBI's taxonomy places the organism in Eukaryota, Fungi, Ascomycota, Sordariomycetes, Ophiostomatales, Ophiostomataceae. Bases 1 to 1143 code for a protein of 380 amino acids. The record is from RefSeq and is a predicted model, not a curated record.
AUGGCGGAAAGCCUCCACAACAUCCCGAUGGUCAUUGACAAUGGCUCGGGCACGAUACGCGCAGGUUUUGCGGGCGAGGAGCUGCCCAAGUGCUAUUUCCCGUCGUUUGUCGGACGGCCGAAGCACCUGCGCGUGCUGGCUGGUGCGCUCGAGGGCGACUGGUUCGUCGGGCCGCGGGCGGCAACCGAGCUGCGCGGACUGCUCAAGAUCAACUACCCGCUGGAGCAUGGUAUCGUGACGGACUGGGACGACAUGGAGAAGAUCUGGGCAUACGUCUACGACGAGGGCCUCAAGGUGCUGAGCGAGGAGCACCCCGUGCUGCUGACGGAGCCGCCGUUGAAUCCGCGCAGCAACCGCGAUACUGCGGCUCAGAUCCUCUUCGAAACUUUCAACGUCCCGGCGCUCUACACGUCCAUCCAGGCAGUGCUAUCGCUGUACGCGAGCGGCCGCACCACCGGCAUCGUUCUGGAUGCUGGCGACGGCGUCAGCCACGCCGUGCCUGUCUACGAGGGCUUCGCCAUCACUAACUCGAUCCAGCGCAUCGAUGUGGCCGGCCGCGACGUCACCGAGUAUCUGCAGACGCUCUUGCGCAAGAGUGGCUAUGUCUUCCACACCAGUGCCGAGAAGGAGGUCGUGCGCCACAUCAAGGAGGCCACCAGCUACAUCGCCCUCGACCCCAAGAAGGAGGAGAAGGACUUUAUGACGGCCAAGUCGGAUCCAAAACGGACUGCCGAGUUUGUCCUGCCCGAUGGCAACAAGCUGAAGGUCGGCGCUGAACGCUUCCGUGCACCCGAGAUUCUCUUUGAGCCCGAGCUCAUCGGACUGGAGUACCCCGGCGUGCACCAGAUGGUGGUCGACGGCAUUGUGCGCACGGAUCUGGACCUGCGCAAGUCGCUGUAUGCCAACAUCGUGCUGUCCGGCGGGACGACGCUGACCAAGGGCUUUGGUGAUCGGCUACUGCAUGAGAUCCGCAAAAUUGCCGUCAAGGACAUGCGGAUCAAGAUCUUUGCACCGCCAGAGCGCAAGUACACGACCUGGAUCGGUGGAAGCAUCCUGGCUGGUUUAAGCACCUUCAGAAAGAUGUGGGUCAGCAUUGACGACUGGCACGAAAACCCUGACAUUAUCCACACAAAGUUCACGUGA